AUGGUGGCCAUUGUGUUGUUGAAGCUGUUCCUCCUUUCUCACAAGGUAACCAAGGCUCAUGUUCAGUGCAGGAUCACAGAGCCACACCCUCCACUUCAACAGUAUCAUCAGUCAGGAGACCUCUUUGUUGGUGGUGUUGCUUCCCUGAGCUUCAAUAUUAAUGAAAUAGAAUUUGAAAACUAUUUCCAACAGGCAUCGUUUGAAGACCUUGUAGUCGUUCCUAAGAAUUACCAGCACAUCCUGGCAUUGGCCUUUGCAGUAAAGGAGAUCAAUGAAAACCCUCGGAUCUUACCCAAUGUCUCCUUGGGUUUCCACAUCUAUGACAGCUAUUUCAAUGCAAGAUGGACCUACGAUGUCACAAUGCGACUUAUAUCGUCACAAAACCGAUUUGUCCCCAACUAUAGAUGUGGCAUCCAAAAUAAUCUGGUAGCCAUCCUUGGAGGGCUGGACAGUGACAUCUCACUUCAUGUUGCAACUAUCCUGGGCACCUACAAGAUUCCACAGCUCACCUACGGCUCUGCUCCAGUGAUAAAGGACAUCUCUCCAGGCUAUUCCAUUUACCAGAUAGCCCCGAAUGAAGCUCUUCAAUAUGUUGGGAUCAGGGCUUUGCUGCUGCAUUUCAAGUGGACUUGGGUUGGGAUCAUUGUUAUGGAUGACGACAAUGGAGAAAGGGUUGUGCAAACUUUGUCUUCAAUGUUUUCCCCGCACGGUAUUUGUAUUGCCCUGGUAGAAAGAAGUCCCAGGUCAAAUUUUGUUGCUGGGAUUUCAGACAUGAUGUACCAGGGAGAAAAAAUGUAUGAUAAAAUUAUGGAGAGCAAAGCCAAAGUAUUUGUGGUGUUUGGACAAUCUUAUACUGUCAAUGAUUUGAUAUGGUUGCGACGACUGUCCGAGGGACACCAGGACACCAAAGGUAAUGUGGGAAUUCUGUCAGCCCAGAUGGAACUUGUUUCAAUGCUCUAUCAAAUGCCUGGGGAUGCAGACAUACUCCAUGGUUUUCUGUCCUUCACGGCUCACUCUAACCAUCUUCCAAAGUUUCAGAAGUUUAUUGAGAACAGAAACCCUUCCAACACGAAAGGAGAUGGUUUUAUCCGGGACUUCUGGCACCAUGCUUUCCGCUGCCCAUUCCAGGUUCAUAGUGUCUGCACAGAAAAGCUGGAAAGCCUCCCCGGGUCUGUUUUUGAAAUGAGCAUGACUAGCCACAGCUACAGCAUCUACACUGCUGUCUAUGUCAUGGCCCAUGCUAUACAUGCCAUGCAUUCAUUGCACAGCAAGCACAAAACAGUGAUGAACAGAAGAGGGCUGGAGCCAUGGCAGCUCCAUGACUUCCUCAGAGGGGUUGCAUUUAACAACAGUGCUGGGAACAAAAUUUCAUUGAAUGAGAAUGGGGAGUUGGUAGCCGGAUAUGACAUUGUGAAUUGGGUUUUCUCCUCAAACCAAUCCUUUCACAGAGUGAAGGUUGGGACGAUAGAUGCUCAGGCUGCUCCAGAACAAGCCUUCAUCAUCAAGGAUGAAGCUAUAACAUGGCCAAGCUGGUUUAACCAGGCACAGCCAAUUUCUGUGUGUACUGACAGCUGCCAUCAAGGAUACAGCAAGAAAGUGAAGGAGGGAGAGCAUUUUUGCUGCUAUGACUGCAUCCCAUGUCCAAAAGGAAAGAUUUCGGACCAGGAGGACAUGAACGACUGCUAUAAAUGCACAGAGGAAACAUUUCCAAGCAAAAACCAGAAUUCCUGUAUUCCUAAGUAUAUCACCUUUUUGUCUUAUGAAGAACCCUUGGGACUCAGCUUAGCCUUUUUGGCUCUUUUUCUCUCUUUGAUCACAGUUGUGGUGUUGGGCACAUUUAUAAAGCACCACAACACUCCAAUUGUCAAAGCCAACAAUCGGAGUCUCUCCUACACUCUUCUCCUCUCCCUUUUGCUCUGCUUCCUUUCUGCUUUGCUAUUCAUUGGUCAGCCUGAGAGAGUGACCUGCCUCCUACGACAACCUGCCUUUGGCAUCAUCUUUUCAGUGGCUAUUUCUUGUAUCCUGGCAAAGACCAUCACUGUGGUCCUGGCUUUCAUGGCUACCAGACCAGGAAGCAGGAUGAGAAGGUGGUUGGGGAAAAGGCUGGCCAACUCCAUUGUUGUUUCCUGCUCCUUUGUGCAAGGAGGGAUUUGUGCUGUGUGGCUGGCAACCUCUCCUCCAUUCCCAGAUGUCGACAUGCACACAGUCAGGGAAGAGGUGAUACUGCAAUGUAAUGAGGGGUCUGUGACUCUCUUUUACUGUGUAUUGGGGUAUAUGGGUUUCCUGGCUAUUGUUAGCUUCACUGUGGCUUUCCUUGCCCGGAAGCUACCUGAUACUUUCAAUGAAGCCAAGUUUAUCACCUUCAGCAUGUUGGUGUUUUGUAGUGUGUGGUUAUCCUUCUUCCCAACUUACCUCAGCACGAAGGGGAAAUCCAUGGUAGCUGUGGAGAUCUUCUCUAUUUUAGCCUCCAGUGGUGGUUUGCUUAGUUUAAUUUUUUCUCCUAAAUGCUAUAUAAUUUGGCUAAGGCCUGAGUUAAACAAUAGGGAAGGAUUAGUAAGGGGGAAAAGUUAA
Gekko japonicus is the source of this 2571-nucleotide messenger RNA. Its product is annotated as vomeronasal type-2 receptor 26-like. Bases 1 to 2571 code for a protein of 856 amino acids. NCBI's taxonomy places the organism in Eukaryota, Metazoa, Chordata, Lepidosauria, Squamata, Gekkonidae. Gene Ontology annotation, biological process: G protein-coupled receptor signaling pathway. The transcript has 6 exons. Gene Ontology annotation, molecular function: G protein-coupled receptor activity. Gene Ontology annotation, cellular component: membrane. The record is from RefSeq and is a predicted model, not a curated record.